This is a messenger RNA of Serinus canaria (Common canary), 1127 nucleotides long. It is a transcript of the gene GSTA1, whose product is annotated as glutathione S-transferase alpha 1. The coding region runs from base 242 to 910 and encodes 222 amino acids. Gene Ontology annotation, biological process: glutathione metabolic process; xenobiotic metabolic process. The transcript is spliced from 7 exons. NCBI's taxonomy places the organism in Eukaryota, Metazoa, Chordata, Aves, Passeriformes, Fringillidae. The record is from RefSeq and is a predicted model, not a curated record. Gene Ontology annotation, molecular function: glutathione transferase activity.
GAGCGGCCGCCUGACGGGGCGGGAGGGUCGUGUGUCGGGGGCCGGGCGCCGUGUCGGAGCUGUGUUGGCGCUGUUUCGGUGCAGUGUCGGAGCUGUGUCGGCCCGGGCAGACGGUACCGCGGCGGCGGGCGGGGGUCGCGGCGGGGGCGGGUGGCUCCAGCCCGGUGGAGUGAGUGGUUCUUGCCGGGAUCAGGGCUCCUGCCCGGAGGGCAAAGGGCGAGGAAACAAGAACUCUAAAAUCAUGGCUGGGAAACCCAAGCUGCACUACACCAAGGGAAGGGGGAAGAUGGAGUCAGUCCGAUGGCUGUUAGCAGCAGCUGGGGUUGAGUUCGAGGAGGAAUUCAUAGAGACAAAAGAAGACUUAGAAAAAUUGCGCAAUGAUGGAGUCCUGCUGUUUCAGCAGGUGCCCAUGGUGGAGAUAGAUGGGAUGAGGAUGGUGCAGACCAGAGCCAUCCUCAGCUACAUUGCAGCAAAGUACAACCUCUAUGGGAAGGACCUGAAGGAGAGAGCCUGGAUUGAUAUGUACGUGGAGGGAACUACAGACCUAAUGGGAAUGAUCAUGUUUCUCCCUUAUCAACCAGCUGAUACAAAAGAAAAGAAUCUUGCCUUAAUCAUUGAACGAGCUACAACCAGGUACUUCCCUGUUUAUGAAAAGGCCUUAAAAGAUCAUGGACAGGAUUAUCUUGUUGGCAACAAAUUAAGCUGGGCAGAUGUCCAUCUGCUGGAAGCCAUUUUAAUGGCAGAAGAAUGUAAGCCUGAUGUACUGUCUGCAUUCCCUCUGCUGCAGGCUUUUAAAGGAAGAAUCAGCAACAUUCCAACAAUCAAAAAAUUCUUACAGCCUGGCAGCCAGAGGAAGCCACCAACAGAUGAGAAGAUUGUUGCUGUUGUGAGGAAAAUAUUCAAUAUCUAAUCUGAUGAAGAUAACUCAACAGUAGUAUAUUACCAGACCUUGCUUUGUAAGAGUAAAUUGCAUAGAUGUUCUAUGUAACUUGCAUCAUAUGGCCAGUGUUGAAACAAUACACUGUGAAUACACUUUUAAAUUAGAGUAAAAGGCUGAUUUGUACCUGUUUAGUCCAGAAAGAAGAAUUUCAUAAAGCAGUUAUAUGAAAUAAAAUAUGCUGACACUU